This is a messenger RNA of Rhodofomes roseus, 2138 nucleotides long. RefSeq lists its product as uncharacterized. The coding region runs from base 399 to 1853 and encodes 484 amino acids. Lineage: Eukaryota; Fungi; Basidiomycota; Agaricomycetes; Polyporales; Fomitopsidaceae. The transcript is spliced from 8 exons. The record is from RefSeq and is a predicted model, not a curated record.
UAAGGCACCAUGGCCGAGUGGUUAAGGCGACAGAUUCGAAUAUCACGCCUUGCAAUAGGAGUACUCGGGUUAUCUGUUUCCCUAUGGGAGCGCAAGUUCAAGUCUUGCUGGUGUCGUAUCUUUUUGCUUUUUGGGAUCAUUUUAGAUCUGUCCGCUGUCCAGACUCCCACGUACGUUCACUUUCCGCAAACAAAACGCUGCAUCGCACUGCAAUCCUGAGUUUCGCAAUACUCAGUAUGUAUGUGCAAGUGUAUCGCUAAGGCCGUUAUGUAGCAGCUAUAGCGAGUCCACGCUAGAAAUCUGAUCUGCGAUAGCGAAGACACUACACAGUGUGUACUGCAAUCAUAAUUGCAUCGCCUUGCAUUGCCAGUGUUUGCACCUUGGCUUCGUAAUCCGCGAUGUCCCAAGCAUCUGCCUUAGGACCGAUCGACCCAGAAUCGCUCGGUACGAAGGAGGAGGACAAGGCGGCGCCAUGGAUCGUCAGGAAGCUGGUCGGGUCUAUGACGGGCCGGAUCGUGAUGUCGAGCUAUGAGACGCUGCGCAGUGCGGGCACGAGUGUCGUGUGUCUCUCCCCGUGGGGAGACUCUUCGCCUUUGUUGCUCCCAUGCAUCCGCUUCCGCGACCUCGCCGUGCACACUGUCAUCGCAGCGACCGGCGGCAUGGCCGCCAUCGCAGCGCCAGCCAUGGGCCCCAUCUCGGACAUCAUCAUAGGCACCGUGGGCGACUCGCUGGUCGUCGAGCUCGGGACGCACGUCGGCUUCGAGCUCACCACCAAAGUGGCGAACGACCUCGUCUUCGACAAGACCGCCAACGCGCUCAUACCGAUCCACUCCGCGCGCCUGCAGACGACGGGCGUGAAGACGAUGCUGAUCACGCUGAAGUACAAGCAUAUCGUCGAGGACGCGGCGCUGGGGUUCUUCCGGAGCUCUGUGCACCAAGAUCUGUCGCUCUUUGCAUCGGUCAUGGAUUACCUAGCCGUAGAGAAGGGUUGGUUCUCGCCAUACCUAUUCGCGAGCGGACGACGCCCGAUUAUCCCUCGCUCGAUGAAACCAGACGUAGUGUUCUGCCAUGGGCCGUUCCUCUCAGGCGACUACCGUGUUGGGGAGACUCUCCUCGCCGAAUCCGCCUCCGUAAUCACCUUCGCCCCUCCCCCAUCCUCCUCUCCAACCGCCCCGCCAGAGGCCGAAGCAGCCACCGAGUCCAGCUCAACGGCCCCCGCCAGCGCCAAGCACAGCUCGCUCUCCCUCCCCAGCCUCUCCCACAUGAUGCAGCGCUCCCGCACGCCCUCUCCCGAACCAGCGCUGACACCGCUCCCCGCGCCGCCAAAGCCGCGCCGCCUCGUACUACUCGUCGUCGGGCUCGCGCCGCACCGCAAGCUGUGGACGACGAGCCAGCGCCCGAGCGAGAGCGUCAUCAACUACACGCUCCUCAACGGGUGCCCCGCGAUCGUCCUUCCCGCGCGCGUGGGUGCGCCGCUCGUCGCAUGGGUCGGGCGGACGCUCGAGCAGAUCUGGAGCGUGCGGCUCCCGCCGGAGGGUGCGGACGCAGGGGCGCUGGACGCGCCGGCCGUGCCAAGCGGCGACGACGAGGCGGUCACGAAGACCUUCGCGGGGCUCGUCGGCGUGCUCUUCGAGUACGUCGACCUCUGCGUCGACUGGGCGCGCGUUGAGGUCCCCGGCGAGGCGCCGGCGGACGGCCAGAAGGAGGAGAACGGCACGCCGGCGCAGAGGGCGGCCGUGCGCAAUGCGGUGGCGGUGUUGGUUGCUGCUGCUGUCCAGAGCGGUGAGAGUAAGGAGGUUAAGAAUAAGAUUGAUAAGGAGCGUGCAGGGAUUGCUAUGUGGAGGAUCCCAUGAGCUGAAUCGGGUACAAGAACUUGGUCGCUGGAAUGCUGGAUCUCAAAUGUUAUGCGUUGACGGAUUCGGUGAAGCAGAAGUGGAAGUGCUAGCAAAAGAUGUGCUGACGGCAUGCCUAUCCCAACAUCAUGCCUCGCAUAUGCCUUUAUUCUGAGAGCCGGGUAGCGUACCUGCAAUCCCACAAACUUCACCGUUAAGGUGCGGACAGUGGUUAUCGUCUAGGAUGAUCCCAAGGACUCGAACUGUGAAAGAAUACUAUUUAACACUUGCCAAUGCACGCAGAGC